CGGGGCGACUCUUGGUGUUUUCGAACUCAGCUCGUGGACGGGAACGGCUCCGCUCCGAGCGCGGCCGGCGACUUGUAGGACCCCAGCCCUGGCCACGGCCACCGCGAACGCCCUUGGAAGACUCCGCGGGGUAGGGGCGCGGGCCGACCGCGGGUGUCUCCGUGCGCGCCGCGGGCGCGCCGAGGGCUGAUUGGAGGGGAUCCUGGAGAACCAAUUUGGGAUUUGUUGUGAACAGCAUGGAGGAGAAUGACCCCAAGCCCAGCGAAGCGGCGGCGGCGGCGGAGGGGCAGCGGCAGCCGGAAUCCAGCCCCAGCGGCGGCGGCGGCGGCGGUGGCGGCGGCGGCAGCCCUGGCGACUUGGACACUGGCCGCCGGCGGGCUCUGAUGCUGCCAGCCGUCCUGCAGGCGCCGGGCAACCACCAGCACCCGCACCGCAUCACCAACUUCUUCAUCGACAACAUCCUGCGGCCCGAGUUCGGCCGGCGAAAGGUCACGGGGACUUGCUGUGCCGGCGCGGGAGGAGGAAGAGGCGGAGGAGGCAGUGGCGAAGCUGGCGCAGGCGGUGAGGACGAAGGCGGCAGCGCAGUUGGCGCCGAUCAGCUCCUCGGGUCCGGCCGGGAGCCCCGGCAGAGCGCGCCCUGUGCACCGAGUGCCGGCGGGCCGCUGCCCGGCGGCGGUGGCGGUGGCGGCGACUCUCCGGGCGAAGGGGAAGCGGGCUCCAAGGCGCUCUCGCUGCACAGCGGCGCCAAGAAAGGCGGCGACCCCGGCGGCCCCCUGGACGGGGCGCUCAAGGCCCGCGGCUUGGGCAGCGGCGACCUGUCGUUGAGCUCGGACUCGGACAGCUCGCAGGCCAGCGCCAACCUGGGCGCGCAGCCCAUGCUCUGGCCGGCUUGGGUCUACUGCACGCGCUACUCGGACCGGCCUUCUUCAGGCCCCAGGUCCCGCAAACCAAAGAAGAAGAACCCCAACAAAGAGGACAAGCGGCCGCGCACCGCCUUCACCGCGGAGCAGCUGCAGAGGCUGAAGGCAGAGUUCCAGACCAACAGGUACCUGACGGAGCAGCGGCGCCAGAGCCUGGCCCAGGAGCUCAGCCUCAACGAGUCGCAGAUCAAGAUCUGGUUUCAGAACAAGCGCGCCAAGAUCAAGAAGGCCACGGGCAACAAGAACACGCUGGCCGUGCACCUCAUGGCGCAGGGCCUGUACAACCACUCCACCACCGCCAAGGAGGGCAAGUCGGACAGCGAGUAGG
Messenger RNA from Molossus molossus (Pallas's mastiff bat), 1248 nucleotides. RefSeq names its product engrailed homeobox 2 (gene EN2). NCBI's taxonomy places the organism in Eukaryota, Metazoa, Chordata, Mammalia, Chiroptera, Molossidae. Gene Ontology annotation, biological process: neuron differentiation; regulation of transcription by RNA polymerase II; multicellular organism development. Gene Ontology annotation, molecular function: RNA polymerase II cis-regulatory region sequence-specific DNA binding; DNA-binding transcription factor activity, RNA polymerase II-specific. The coding region runs from base 237 to 1247 and encodes 336 amino acids. The transcript is spliced from 2 exons. The record is from RefSeq and is a predicted model, not a curated record. Gene Ontology annotation, cellular component: nucleus.